Anolis sagrei ordinatus is the source of this 3777-nucleotide messenger RNA. RefSeq names its product secretory phospholipase A2 receptor-like. Lineage: Eukaryota; Metazoa; Chordata; Lepidosauria; Squamata; Anolidae. The record is from RefSeq and is a predicted model, not a curated record.
GAAGACUGGCAAGAGUCAUGGCGCCUGCCCAAUGGCUGCUCCGCCUCCUCCUCUUCCUCUUCCUUGUCCUUCCUCGCGUGCAAACGGAGUCGGGUGACAGAUUCAGAUUAUUCUGUCCUCUGGCUCCUUGCUGGCAUUAUUGGAAUGGAAACUGUUAUUGCAUCGAGACAAAUCAGGAGGGGACUUGGGCUGAAGCAUUAAGAUACUGCAAAAGAUACAAAUAUACAGAAUUAAUAACAUUCACUAGUUCUGAGGAAAAAGACUGGAUUUUAGAUUUAGCUUUGGACAAUUUUUGGGUUGGAUUGAAUAAUUUGGAAGAACCUGACCGCUUUUCUUGGUCUGAAGGAACCCCAGCAAAUAUGCAGCUCCCUUGGCUUCAGCUAUCUCACACAAUCAAGAAAAAUACUGUGUACUGUGUGAAAAUUUUAAAACUCAACUUGGUUGCUUUGAAUUGUAAUACGAAAGCCCACUGGAUCUGCAAACGAAAUGCUGAUGUUGAUCGGUAUCAAGAACAUGUAGGAAAGGUGCUUUUGUCACCACCAGGCUCUCCAUCCCAAGUGCAUGCAGAUUUAAUUUCUGCAAAGACAGCAUGUUUGGAACUUAGAGAACAGUGUACAGGGAUCAGUGUCUGGAAUAAAUCCUAUGCACUUGCCAGAGGAACUGCCUUGGUAAAAAAUGAGGAGAGGUUGUCUGCAGCAUAUGUGAAAUCAGAUUGCUCCUUUGGCUACUUUGGAGUAAACUGUUCCUCUGUAUGCAGUAGGUGUUAUGGUGAUGAACUGUGCAAUCCUUACACUGGAACUUGCGACAAUUUCCAUUCAUGUAGAUCUCAGGAUUCACCUGCUGUUUGUGAACGAGCUCUGCACAGUGAGUGGUGUCCACAUUUUUCUGGUUGGAGAUACUGGGGAAGCCACUGUUAUUACUUCAGUACAGAGCCUGAAGCCAGCUGGGUAGAUGCUCGGAAACAGUGUAGAAGAUUCAGAAGUACAGACCUCAUGUGGAUAAGUAGCCAAAGUGAAAUGGACUGGAUAUUCUCUUUAUAUACAUUUGAAAUUUUGUGGACAGGAUUGAAUAGCAGGAAACAAAAAUCUAAAUGGGUUUGGUCAGACAUGAAAUCAGCAGCUAAAGAAUUAAACUGGUUGAGACUGUCUGGAAGCCCUUUUGGAAGAUGUGUGGGCCUUGCCUCAGCUAACCAUACCACUUUGAGGCUUGACUGUGAUAAAAAGCAUAAAUGGAUUUGUAAGAGGCUGGAAACGAGUGACCUUUUUGAUGUCUAUACUGAUCAAUUUUUGUCAGGACCAUUACAUACAUCAUUUUAUAUUCUUCUGUCCAAUGCUGUACUAGACUGCUUAAAGGAACCAAACUGCACAGGGAUAGUGCAGGACUACCAAUACUUCAGAAGAACAAAAGGCAUUGAUACAAUUAUUUCUUAUGAGGAAACUGCAACUUCAUUUGUGAGACGAGCUGAAAUCUAAACUUGUGAAAACUUGGAAGACCUUUGCUGACUCAGAUCAAAGAUCUGUCUGGUUCAGCAUCCUUGACAUAUAUUACUAAAUUAAAUGGUUAUAGGAACUAACCUCAUGAUAAGACAUGAAUGCAGUAGCGUCUCCUGUUAUGUUCUCUAGUAUUCAAGAACAUAUUGCUUAUGAUUCUUUAUUAUAUAACUGUUAAAACUAAUGGCAGUUGAUAUCUUUGCUGUGAGAGGUUUUUCCCUCUUCCUUUGGCAGAGGCAUGGCAUAAACUUUGGCAUGCAUGCUUUUCCUCUGCUGUGAGUAAGAUAAACACAAGGCGAAGCCAGCAAGUUGUUAAAGUAUUCACAACAAUUCUUUAUUGCCAUCACAUUACAGUUAUAUUCAACAGACUUUCAUCUCCCUCCUCCCUCAGCUCAGCCUCUUUUCCUUAAAUCUUUCCUUAGACCCACACUUCACACACACCCUUCCAAUCACCAGCUGAUGUUCAUCAAUAAGUUUGGAUCCAUGGCUGGUUUUUCUUCCCUAAGGAUUCCCUAAGCAUCCCUAAGUAUGCUGUCUUCAGACCAAGGACAGGACCCUCUGUCUCCCUCGCACUCUUAAACUUACCGUACAUACAUUUGUCUUCUUUUUAAACCUGUCCAAUAACUCACUAGUUCUUGAAGUAUCGGAAUUUUCCAGCAUCCAUCUUCAUUAAAUUUGCCCAAUUUUUAACAUUAUGAGAGAGAGAAAACUAUAAUUGUGUUUCUGUCUAGUGGUACACUUAUCUUGGAUACUGUUGAUUUCUGUCAGAAUCAACAGUGACCCCUCACUUUGACUACCAUUUGUUUUGCCUGUCUAAGAAACCAGGGUUUUGGUACCAUGGAGAUCUACAGGCAGAGGGAGAGAAGGAGUGAUAGCUUUCACUGCCUUUAACAUACAUAAUUGGAUAUAGAAAUAAAAGAUCGAGUCUUGAACUGUCUCUCUAUGCCGGACAUAACUGGCUAAUGCAUUUACUACAGCUUUGAUUAUCAACAUUUCAAUGAAAGUAGCUGGACUCCUUAUUACUCUGAUUUACUUAUCAUGUUUUGCUGUCCAGAAAGUCAUUUGUUGUUGGAUUACUUGUUGCUGAUGUGUUGUAGAUGAUGUUCUAUCUUUAAAAAGUACAGGAAAAGUCUCCUCUCUGUUGCUCAACUUGCAUCACAGGCAACAGAUAGCAGACUAUGUAGUUGGUCCCCUUAGGAUUACCACCCCCAGUGACCCAACAAGGGUUACUUGCAUCAUUUUGUUUACUACAUUAGUAUGCUACUAUAAAACUUAAUGACAUAUCUGAGCUAAUGUCUGUUGUCUCAAGACCAUGCAUCUAAAGUCGACAAAAUUUUAUUCUGACUUUUUAAAAUCUCAGUUCAUUUCAAGUGUGCUGCAAGAUCCUUUUCCAUAUGUUUGGUCUUGUAUCAAUUUUGUAACUUUGUAUCUCCUAAAGAAUUAUUACAUUUCUUUAUAUCCCUCUUUCCUCUCCUAAAGGAGACUCCAAAGAAUGUUGAGUCAAAUCACAUGAAUAUUUCUUUUUUAGUAAAGGGCUUGACUCUGGUCCUAUUUUUACCAUACACGUUAUAAGGACUGAUUUCCCCUCCACUCAUGUUUCAUCAGAAAGGGUAAUCCAAGUUAUCAAGAUACUAUGCAAAUUUUCCAUGUAAGGAAAAAGCUCACUGUGCAUACCUUUUUAGCCUAGAAAAAGGGCAAGUAAAUGGAGGACCAUGACAGAGUUUUAUAAAAAUAUGCAUGGUGUGGAGAAAACGGAUAGCGUAUUUUUCUUCUCUUGUAAUACAAUAAUGAAACCAUGUAGCAAUCUUGAAUAGGUGAUAAGAAAAAACUUCUCCACAGCACACAGAUAAAACUAAAAUUUUGUAUCACAAGAUACAGUGAUAACUGCAAGCUUGAAUUUCUUUAAAAAUGAUUUAAACAGUUUUAUGAAGGAUAGCACUAUAAAUGGUUAUAAUUUUUUUCUAGUUGUGUAUCAUAUCCUAGCUCAGAGUCUGAGCAAGUCAUCUGUAGUAACCAAUACAGAUGCUCUAACUGUGAUGAAACAUAGUCCUGUACCCCGGCAAUUAAUACAUUUAUUACAACUUUCCAUCUUUUACCAUAGUAUUAGUCUCUUUUGAAUUUACACAGCUAUAUCUAACGGGUCAUGAUAUGUCCAAGUGGAAACUAUAACUUACCAUAAUUUUGUUUUGCUUUAUAACGGAAAUGACAAUAUCAAUAUGAAAAAUGUCUCUUAAUCCAGGUUUUAACAUAUUUUCUGUUAAACAUGUUUUUUUCAUUCAAUAAAGUU